AUGUACAGAGAGAGUCUGCUUACCUCCAUGUUUAACUCCUCAUUUGUUCGACCUGCAAAGUUUUAUCUUGGUGGGUUUUAUAACAUCCCUCAUGUUAAGUAUUACUAUGUCUUCUUGUGCUUUGUGUACAUCAUGGCCGUCCUUGGCAAUGGUUUCCUCCUAUCUGUUAUCUACAUGGUGAAGACUCUACAUAGUCCUAAAUAUAUAAUAGUUUUCAACUUGGCUUUCACAGAUCUAUGUGGGAGCACUGCUCUCAUCCCAAAACUCUUGGACUCAUUUUUAUUUAACAGGAGAUACAUUGUUUAUGAAGCCUGCUUAGCUUACAUGUUCUUUGUUUUGUUAUUCGGAGGUAUACAGGCAUGGACGCUUGUCACAAUGGCAUAUGACAGAGUAAUAGCAAUUUGCUUCCCUUUAAGGUAUCACAGCAUUGUAACUACAAAAUCUGUUGCUGUAAUCCUGCUGUGUUCUUGGAUGUUUUUGGUUGGUUUCAUGGCAACUUUGGCUGGUUUUAUUGAUCGCCUCUCGUUCUGUUCGUCUACAGAGAUUAAAAGCUUCUUCUGUGAUCAUGGACCAAUAUAUCAGCUGGCCUGUAACGAUAAAUCUUACAGUCACAUAUUGGCUAUUGCUGGCCUUAUCGUGGUGAUGUGCAUUCCCCUCAUUCUGAUAGUUGGCUCUUAUGUUUGCAUUUCCAUCGCUUUGUCCAGGACUAUUUCAAGAGAGGAAAGACUCAGAGCUUUAGAAACAUGUACUUCUCACCUGAUUCUUGUUGCCAUUUUUUUUCUUCCAUUUAUGGGCACCACAAUAACUGUACUGACUUCCUACAUUCAUCCAAAUGCAAGAAUGAUAAACUCAAGUUUGACACUCACAGUUCCCCCUCUGCUCAAUCCUAUUAUCUACUCUUUGAAGACAGAAGAAGUGAGGAAUGCCAUUAGGAAACUUUGCAGAAGAGGCAAAAUGAGGAAAAUCAAUGCAAAAUGA
Poecilia latipinna (sailfin molly) is the source of this 978-nucleotide messenger RNA. RefSeq names its product olfactory receptor 1500-like. Gene Ontology annotation, biological process: G protein-coupled receptor signaling pathway. The record is from RefSeq and is a predicted model, not a curated record. Gene Ontology annotation, cellular component: plasma membrane. Gene Ontology annotation, molecular function: olfactory receptor activity; G protein-coupled receptor activity. The transcript has a single exon. Bases 1 to 978 code for a protein of 325 amino acids. Lineage: Eukaryota; Metazoa; Chordata; Actinopteri; Cyprinodontiformes; Poeciliidae.